Molecule: messenger RNA, 1263 nt
Organism: Grosmannia clavigera kw1407
Lineage: Eukaryota; Fungi; Ascomycota; Sordariomycetes; Ophiostomatales; Ophiostomataceae
Product: splicing factor u2af large subunit
Exons: 8
Coding region: 1-1263 (420 amino acids)
Biological process (GO): translation
Cellular component (GO): nuclear speck; commitment complex; ribosome
Molecular function (GO): structural constituent of ribosome; poly-pyrimidine tract binding; pre-mRNA 3'-splice site binding
Source: RefSeq, a predicted model, not a curated record
AUGGUGGAGUUCAAAGAGCCGAUCGAUGCAACUGUUGCUCUAGCGCUGAAUGGUAUAUCUAUGGAAGCUGAGGAUGCUAGCGGGAGUGGCCAAAGCGGACUUUCUAUCCAGAGACCGAAAGAUUACAUUGUGCCUGCUGUUGUAGACUACAGUGUUUAUCACCCUGGCGUAGUGUCGAACGUUGUUAUCGACACGCCAUUCAAGAUUGCAAUCACCAACAUUCCUUCUUAUCUCUCUGACGAGCAGGUUACGGAAUUGUUGGUCUCUUUUGGCGAGCUUAGAGCUUUUGUCUUGCUGAAAGACAGAAGCACUGAGGAAUCGCGAGGUGUUGCAUUUUGUGAAUAUACCGAACCGCAAUCGACGGACGUUGCCAUUCAAGGUUUGAAUGGAAUGGACCUUGGGGACAGAAAGCUCCGAGUGCAGAAAGCAAGCAUCGGCAUCACUCAAGUCACCAGUGUCGAAAUGGGUGUGAACGCCAUGUCCCUCCUUGCCGGCACUAUAUCUCAAGAAGCGUCAGAUGUUAGUCGUGUCGUCCAGCUCCUCAAUAUGGUCACAGCCGAGGAGCUGGUUAACAACGACGACUACGAGGAUAUUUGCGAGGAUGUGACAGAAGAAUGCGCCAAAUUUGGUCCGGUUAUGGGCCUCAAGGUUCCUCGGCCGGCUAGUGGGGGCAGGCACUCUCCUGGUGUUGGCAAGAUUUUUGUCAAGUUUGACAGCAGAGAUUCGGCCACCAAAGCACUCAAAGCCUUGGCGGGCAGGAAGUUUUCUGACAGAACAGUUGUUGCUACAUACUUUCCUGAGGAAAAUUUCGAAGUUGAUGCAUGCAACGGAAAGGGUAUCUCAUCUUCGGCGGUUCCCUACUCUCGCACCGCCCCGUCAUGGUUGAAGACGACUCCCGACCAGGUUGUUGAGCAGAUCUGCAAACUUGCGAAGAAGGGUGCUACGCCUUCCCAGAUUGGUGUUGUUCUUCGGGACUCCCACGGCAUUGCACAGGUCAAGAUCGUAACAGGCAACAGAAUUCUUCGCAUUCUGAAGUCCAACGGCCUAGCGCCCGAUAUUCCAGAGGAUCUGUACAUGCUUAUCAAGAAGGCUGUCGCUGUCCGCAAACAUCUCGAACGCAACCGCAAGGACAAGGACUCGAAGUUCCGCCUUAUUUUGAUCGAGUCGCGGAUUCACCGUCUGGCUCGCUACUACAAGACCGUUGGUGUCCUACCGCCUACCUGGAGAUAUGAGAGCGCAACUGCCAGCACGAUUGUCGCAUAA